This is a messenger RNA of Exserohilum turcica Et28A, 4042 nucleotides long. RefSeq lists its product as uncharacterized. Bases 19 to 3759 code for a protein of 1246 amino acids. The record is from RefSeq and is a predicted model, not a curated record. Lineage: Eukaryota; Fungi; Ascomycota; Dothideomycetes; Pleosporales; Pleosporaceae. The transcript is spliced from 4 exons.
CUCGUGGGCCAGGAGCGCAUGCCCGAGUACCAGGACGCCACGGUCAAGCGCACCUUUGCCGUUUUCUUGAAUGCCUUCAAGGACCCCUCGUUCCGCAAGAACAUGGAAAAGGACCGCCGGGUCGAGGACCUGCUGCUGAUCUUCUACUCCAAUGCCACAAAAGAGCUGUCAAAGGGGAAGGCACCGACCGACGACAGCUGGAAGCUCAUGGUGGACCGCCAUGUUGCCCUCUUCCUCCGCCUCGUCAGCUCCUGCCUCAGGGACCACGACUGGGCCAAGGACCGACCGGAACUCACGCAAAGGCUCGCCACCAUGGAGAAGAAGCUUCUGCUACACGAUCAGGAUUUGGCGGCAGAGAACCAGCGCAACGGCGGCCAGGGCGGCACAACCAUUGAAGUCGAAGUUCCCCGGAGCUACGAGGUCAAGGACAUGCCGCUUGUCCUGGUCGUGUCGCGCAUCUUCGCCAUUGGCUAUUCCGAUGUGCAGGCCGACAUCAACCGAUACAAGUCGGUGUGGACCGAGAAGGCUGCCCUGCAAGAUCUCAAGACAUACCAGGCCCAUCUCAGCCUUAUGACAAAGAAGACGCUCAACGCAGAUGACUUCGAUACCGAGGAGGCAUACGAGUCAUGGAAGAACCAAGAGAUUCCAGACCUCUCGCAGAUGAUAUUGGCCAUUAUCCAGUCCAGCCCUGAACUCGCAAAGAGCUCGCCUGGUGGCGCCGUGCCGCAAUUCAAGCCAAAGAUGGCUGUGGACGCAGGCUACUCAGACCCCUCGAGGCAGGGGUCCGCGUCUUCGGAGAGCGGGUCGUCAUAUGUGAUUGACCAGCCUGUAGACAUGAGUGGGCUCAACAUCAGCAAUGACUCAGAUGAUGACUCCUCGUAUACCUUUAUCCCUGCCGAUACACGUGGUACUUACCGUGCAAUACUGACUGAAGCGUUGAAGUAUGACUUGUCGGAUGCGGAGCUCGAACCAACUGAAGCCACUGCCGAAAACCCGUCUGUCAAGCUUCUGUCAAAACAAUCUGCUGAGCUCUUGAAUGAGAUAGCCCUCAGAUGGAGGAUACCUCAGUUUUCCCGCCUUGUCUUGUUCAUGGAUGUUAUACGCGACAAGUACGUCAAUCAGGAGAUCGACCUGGAUACCCUCGACGCAGCCUUCAUCUACGUCAAGGAGCCGCCGCCAGCAGACAAGAAAUCAAAUCGACUGAGCUACAUUCCAGUGCAGGAAUCUUUGUUUGACCGCUCCAAGUGGACAAUUCACGACUAUGCGCUUAACCAGCAGAUUUUGAGUUCAUUGCAUGACUGCCUGUUACGUGAGCUGUAUGAGCUCAUGAUGCAUGUGUACGAGUCCAAACCACCUCCACUUGGUCCUGUCAUGUACGUCCUGGAAAACCACAUUUAUGACGACCCCACCUUUCCCGGUACAGAAGAGGAAAUGGAUAAAUUUACCGAGCAAUUGCGCCAAGGUCUACGGGAGAAGGCUGGUGACGUCUAUCAUGAGCUUCUCACAAAACACAUUCCGGACACCAAGGAAGAGUGGGAAUUUUUCCACGUCAUUGAGCUUGGUCGUGCUGUUGUCAAGUUGUGCGAGCGGAUACAGAAGCGCUAUCGCAAGAACCCGGAAGUCAUGGGCGCCAGUCCGAUGAUGUGUCUUGUCGAGAAGAUAUUCCCUUCAUAUGCCGCCGAUGCGCGAGAUUUGGUCGCCCGGAUCAUGGAUGUUGCUCAGAGCAAAGGAGAGGAAGUGCCGAUUCAGGAUGGAUUUGACCUGUACAAGGAGCUUGUCGAGAUCCGCCGCAUUCACAGCGACGCCUUGCCGGGCCAGAAUUUUGCUUUCAACAUCGAAGAUCAGCUGCAGGAUUUUGUAUGGAGAUGGAUACAAAUGACAGACGAGAACCUGGUUGGCUGGGUCGAAAACGCCUUCAAGGCAGAUCCAUUCCAGAUUCAGUCGCAGAACCCCAUUCCCAUGGACGAUGAGAGACAUAGCGUUUCGGUUGUUGAUAUUUUCCGGUCCUUCAAUCAGAGCAUCGAACAAAUCGUAGCUCUGAAUUGGGACAAUGAUGUCCAUUAUGCCAAGUUCAUGACAGCUCUUUCCAAGUCAAUCGGCUCUGCCCUCGCAAGGUAUUGCGAGCUCGUGGAACAAAAGUUUGCCCGAGAGAUGGACCGUCUGACGCCUGAGCAGGAAGCUGCUGCUAACCAGACCAGACAAGAAAAAUGGCUGUCGACUGUCAAGGAUUUCUACAGCCAAAAGGAGAAGAUUGAGCCCUUCCAGUUCUAUGCCGAGUCUCUCGUCAAACUCAACAACAUUGAAUAUGCGAUGCAGCAGCUAGACAAACUCGAACGCGAGAUUGGCGUCGAUGCUUGCGCCGAGGUGAUCCAGAAGAACGCUCCACCCCAGAACCAGCGCCUUCGCAACAACAAUUUUGUCUUCACCAUCAAGAUAAUUGAAGCCGAAGACUUGAAAGCAUGCGACAUGAAUGGCCUCAGUGAUCCAUACGUAGUGCUUGGUGAUGAGUAUCAGAAGCGCCUGGCAAAGACACGAGUCAUCUACCGCAACUUGAACCCUCGUUGGGAAGAGACCGUUGACAUCACCACAAACGGCCCCCUUAAUGUUGUCGCGACGAUAUGGGACUGGGAUGCCAUGGGCGACCACGACUGCGUUGGCCGAACGUCGCUCAAGCUUGACCCAUCGCAUUUCAGAGACUAUAUGCCCCGCGAGUACUGGCUCGACCUGGACACUCAAGGCCGCUUGCUACUACGUGUGAGCAUGGAGGGCGAGCGAGAUGAUAUCCAGUUUUACUUUGGCAAAGCGUUCAGAACACUUAAGAGGACUGAGCGGGACAUGACACGGAAGAUCACAGACAAGCUCUCGUCAUUCAUUGGCUACAAGCUUUCUCGCCGGUCGCUUGAUGCUCUACUCAACAAGGGCGUUGCCUCCAAGGUGACAAACUACUUGGGCAAUUUCCGAGCUGCACGACCCAUAUCGGUUAUCCAAGGCCCUACACAGCAAGAGAUUGCACAAGCUCUGGGUCCUCUGUUCGUCUACUUUGACGAAAACUUUGCCAUUAUGAAGCAGACUCUGACAGAUGCGGCCAUGAUCAUGGUCAUGACACGAUUAUGGAAAGAAGCGCUAUCAACAAUAGAGUCGUUGCUCGUGCCGCCACUUUCGGACAAGCUCUCGCAACAGCGCCCGCUAACCCAACAAGAGUUGGACAUUGUCUUCAAGUGGCUCAAGAUGCUGUUUGAUUUCUUCCAUGCAGUCGAUGAAGACGGCAACGUCGAGGGUGUGCCGAUGGACGUUCUCAAGUCGCCCAAGUACCACGAGCUGCAGAACCUCAACUUUUUCUAUUUCGAGGCUACCGAAGACCUCAUCCGCACAUCUGAAUCCAUGGCUGCAGCCAGCGCAAAGCGACAGCAAGAGCAAGCCCAGCGCAUGAACCGCAUGUCUGCCCCACCCGCCAUGGGCCACCAAUUUGGCGGCGCUGCAGGCUUUGCAGGCAUGCCGACUCGAAAACACAAAACCAUCAUGCUGUCGCGUAACCUGGGGACCAUGAAGAAGGCCAAGGAAGAAAAGAGAAAGGAAGCUCAGGCUGAGCCAAACGACGACAUGAUACUCAGGAUUCUGAGAAUGAGACCAGAAGCGGAGAGGUAUCUGAAAGACCGCAGUAGGCAAAAGGAACGUCUCGCCGCUGCCCAAGCAGCAGAGGCAAUUGUGCGUCAGAGCCUCAACGCGGGUGGUGGCCGCAUGGGCCCCCCGCGUCGGUAAAUGGGCAAAGGGGAGGGGAGGCUAUAUCGACUCGGCAUGUUUAUGGGGAUCUGGGGCUGGGCUGGGCUGGGCUAGCUGGCGUUUGGUUCGACAGCGUUUUCCGUCUGAUACCUCUUCGGCAUUAUUUCUUCUAUAUCCUUCCAUGGCUGGCUUUGUUUUUCUGUCAGCAGCUAAGGGGAUGCAAACAGGGUAUUUGGCGUCUUCAUUUGAGGUGUUUUGUGGAAAGGAGAUGGAAGACGUUAGUAUGGUAUAUCUUAUUUAAUCACGACUCUCUAUAGGGAAC